AUGUCCAACCAAACCCUGUCACGCACAUACGCAACCGAUGCUGUCCCAGCAGACUGGCACACCAAGACAUCAGAAGACAACUACCGCCUCGGCGUCAAGCUGACGCGCAUAUUCCGCGUUCAUUUCGUGAUGCUGAAGCAGACGCGAGAGUCUGUCAAUACUAGCAACAGCCCGACACUCAAGAAGUCUUUCAGCGCGUUCGCCGCGGCUACGAAUCAGUCAAGUAGUCGGCUAUCGAACUACAUCACUGAGGAAUGUCGGGUGCUGAUGAAGAAUGGAAGGUUCGCGCACGAUGCGACGCCCUUCUUGCCCGUGUCGAUUUCUGAGUUGGAUGAGGGCGGAGGUGAUGAGACAGACACGAUAAGGCUUUCCACCCAGUUCGUCUUGCAAAUGCUCCUCGCCACUUUGGGCGCUCUGCGGGACAGCUGGCCCUGGCUCAAGGAGGUGCAGCCAGGCGUGGAUGUCUCGUAUGCGCAGCUCUUCGAAACGGCUAUUCAGACGGGCCAAACUUUCUCCAAGGAGGUCUUCAAUGAGUAUAAGAAGAAACGCGACGAUGAGCCUUACUAG
Messenger RNA from Dothidotthia symphoricarpi CBS 119687, 567 nucleotides. RefSeq lists its product as uncharacterized. Lineage: Eukaryota; Fungi; Ascomycota; Dothideomycetes; Pleosporales; Dothidotthiaceae. The transcript has 3 exons. The record is from RefSeq and is a predicted model, not a curated record. Bases 1 to 567 code for a protein of 188 amino acids.